AUUUCUGUUAUUCCCGAUGACUCAGAUGCUAUCGCAGAGGAAGUUCGCAACUAUAUGAACCGUUACGACUACGUAAUAACAUCGGGGGGUAUAGGUUCUACUCACGAUGAUGUGACAUAUGAAGGUGUUGCAAAGGCACUAAAUGAAAAGAUUAUCAUUCAUCCAAAGUUCUUACAAACCCUCAGGAGACUAUCAGAACCGAAUAUGAUUUCCUCUUCAGACCCCAUAACCAAACUUGCCAAAAUACCGGAGUCAUCUGAAUUACUAUAUGCAAUGGGAAUCCAGAUGGAUAGUGAAAGCUCUUAUCCUAUUGUCAAAGUGAAAAAUAUCUUCAUUUUACCAGGAGUUCCAUGCUUAUUUAAUAUGGGACUAGAGAUAAUUAAGGUCAUUGUAAUGUUUAACCCUGAAAAAUCAUUGGAUGUCAGAGAACGUACUGCGCUAAGAAAAACUGUUGGUGUUUAA
This is a messenger RNA of Schistosoma haematobium, 462 nucleotides long. Its product is annotated as FAD1 flavin adenine dinucleotide synthetase. Lineage: Eukaryota; Metazoa; Platyhelminthes; Trematoda; Strigeidida; Schistosomatidae. The transcript has 2 exons. The annotation marks the transcript as partial. The record is from RefSeq and is a predicted model, not a curated record.